AUGAAUCGGCCACAGCCACUCCAGCUCAAUACCCAGGUGGGACAGAAUCAAAGAUACUCAUUCAUUGAGACUCCACUGGAAAUGAACGCCCGGACGCAGAACUAUGAUCUCGAAAGUCCCCCUCCAAUGCCAGCGAACCCACCGCCAGUCCAUCGACAAGAGCAGCCCACACCCGAGCAACCAAUCCAGCAACCUCAAGCAGCGGUAGUGUAUCAAGAAGACGAACAAGAGUCGCAGGUGGACGAAGGAAGCAUUCCCACAUACUCGCGAUACCCACAAUUUGACCAACAUCCUGUUCAUUUCGCACCAGCGGCCGAUACUCCCCAGCCCCAACCACAGCAGCUCCAGAUAGAUGUGCAAUCACCUCAGUAUGCAUACGGCCAGCCGCCUUAUUCUCCGGGCCCCUUACCACCAAAAACCAACCCUGAACCUCCCCGACGAGCAGACACCUUCACUAUCACCCCCGAUGCGAACCCUCUGCAGUCACCAAGAUCGCCAUUUUUUCCUCCUCCGCCCGCCUCGGCUCCCUCACAGACACCGGCGAUAGAUGACUUGGCAACAUACCAUCAGCCAGGGCAAAUAAUGCAUCCAAAUCAGGAAGUGAUGGGAGGCGCAUGGCACCAUGGUCUAUGCGAAUGCUCGAAUUUAGGAACAUGCUGCAUGGGGCUGCUGUGCCCAUGUAUCCUUUAUGGGAAAACCCAGCACCGCCUCAGCUUGAAGUCAAGAAAAGAGGACCCCACAAACAUGCUAGGCUAUGAAACAUGCAAUGGGUCAUGCACUGCGAUGGCUCUAUUAUGCGGGUGUCAAUGGCUUUUUGCAACUAUACAACACACGAGGACGAGGAACGCGUAUGGGAUCCAGGGAGGAAUUGCUUCAGAUUGUGUGCGGGCAACUUGCUGUACAUGUUGCACGUUGAUUCAGGAUGAGAAGGAAAUUCAGGAACGGGAGAAGCAGCGUGGACGCGCAGCUCUUGAGCGUGGUGCAACUCUGCUCUCGCCAUACACAGCCCCAGGACCGAUGGCGUAUCCACCGCCGCCGAAGUGA
Molecule: messenger RNA, 1044 nt
Organism: Penicillium cosmopolitanum
Lineage: Eukaryota; Fungi; Ascomycota; Eurotiomycetes; Eurotiales; Aspergillaceae
Product: DUF614 domain protein
Exons: 2
Coding region: 1-1044 (347 amino acids)
Source: RefSeq, a predicted model, not a curated record